GGAGGAUGGAGCCCUCAGGCGGUGCCCGGCUCCCCCUCGGGACAGCCGGGCUGGCCGGGUCCAGCAGAAAACAGCUCUUGGACCUACCCUGGGAGGACGUCCUCUUCCCCCACAUCCUCUCCUACCUGCCUUUGAGGCAGCUCCUGAGCUUGCAGAGGGUCAGCAAGGCAUUCCAGACCUUGAUCCAGCUCUACCUCACCAACAUGCGCUGCUUUGAUGCUGGCCAGGUUGGACCUCACAUUCCAAAGGCUGCCUUCUGCGUCCUGCUAAAAGACAACGAAGCGCUGCAGCAGCUGGCCCUACAGAACUGCUCUGCCUGGCUGUCGGACAAGGAGCUGCUCCCUGUGAUCAGUCAGAACCAUCACUUGCUGCACGUUGAGCUGAGCGGCUGCGUGCACCUGAGCCGGCACACCUUGGUAGCCCUCUCCCUGAGCUGCCCCAAUCUACGCCAGCUUUCCCUGGCCCAUUGCGAGUGGGUGGACAGUCUCUCCUUGCGCAGCCUGGCCGACCACUGCAAGGGGCUGGAGUCCCUGGACCUCACAGCCUGCCGGCAACUGAAGGACGAAGCAAUCUGCUACCUCGCACGAAGGUGCGCCAGACUGAAGUCUCUGUCGCUGGCUGUCAACGCCAAUGUUGGUGAUGCUGCUGUGGAAGAGGUUGCCAAAGGCUGUCCUGACCUGGAGCACCUGGACCUCACAGGCUGCCUGCGGGUCAAGAAUGACUCUAUUAGGACCCUGGCUGAAUACUGCCCCAAGCUCCGUGCCUUGAAGGUGAAGCACUGUCACGACGUAGUGGAGUCCAGCUUGAGCAUCCUGCGCAGUCGCGGGGUGGAGCUGGACGUGGAGCCUCCGCUGCAGCUGGCCCUGGUUCUCCUGCAGGACGUGGCGGGCUACGCCCCGUUUAUCAACCUUCAGAUCUAG
Molecule: messenger RNA, 920 nt
Organism: Eublepharis macularius
Lineage: Eukaryota; Metazoa; Chordata; Lepidosauria; Squamata; Eublepharidae
Gene: FBXL15
Product: F-box and leucine rich repeat protein 15
Exons: 4
Coding region: 6-920 (304 amino acids)
Biological process (GO): SCF-dependent proteasomal ubiquitin-dependent protein catabolic process
Cellular component (GO): SCF ubiquitin ligase complex
Molecular function (GO): protein binding
Source: RefSeq, a predicted model, not a curated record